Molecule: messenger RNA, 1701 nt
Organism: Aplysia californica (California sea hare)
Lineage: Eukaryota; Metazoa; Mollusca; Gastropoda; Aplysiida; Aplysiidae
Product: piggyBac transposable element-derived protein 4-like
Exons: 3
Coding region: 1-1701 (566 amino acids)
Source: RefSeq, a predicted model, not a curated record
AUGUCUCGACCCCGGCGAAAAAAGGCUACUGAAGUGAUUGAGUUCUUUCAGACGCUCGACUCCGACGUUGAAGAAACUGAUUCUGAUGGGGAAUUUUUGAUUCAGGUCCUGAUGAGGACAGUGACGAUGCCGACCCAGGACCUUCAACGUCUGCGGGACCGCCUCCUAAACGCAUGCGACCGUCUGGUGAUGUGGCACCUGCGCCUGCACCUGUACCUGCACCUGUACCUGCACCUACACCUGCACCUGCACCUGCACCUACACCUACAGGUGACUGGACUGAGGAUCUCACUGGAUAUCUUACGAGUUAUCAAGACAGAGACGAACAGGUACGCUGCUUCUGAGCUGGGUCGAAGACAGCUGCCCCCUGAGAGUCUCUACAAGAACUGGAGCACAGUGACACUGAAGGAGUUGUGGGGGUUCUUCACCAUCUGGGUAGUACACAUGUCACUGGUCAAGAAACCCUGUCUGAAGGACUACUGGAGUACGGCAGAAAUCAUCCGCACAUCGUUCGCCCCCAAAAUCAUGUCAAGGAACCAUUUCAUGCAGAUUCUUGGCCUCCUGCAUCUCAACGACAACACCACGUACGUCCCCCUCCGAGAAACUGGUAAUGACCCUCUCCAUAAGCUGCGACCAAUUAUCGAUCCCCUUUCUGCUACUUUCCGAGACCUCGUGACCCCUCGACAGAAACUCGUCAUCGAUGAAGCCAUCUGCCCAUGGAGGGGAAACCUGCGGUUCAGGGUGUACAUGAAAGACAAGCCCAACAAGUGGGGGAUCAAACUGUACAUGCUGUGCGAGAGUGCCUCUGCGUACGUCUGUGCCUUUGAAAUUUACGCCGGCGACCCUACCAUCAGCAACAAACCCGUGGAUGUGUGCCGACGAAUGAUGACGCCGCUAAUGGACAAAGGGUACAUUUUGUACACGGACAACUACUACACCUGUCCAGCUUUGUACCAAGAGAUGAUCGCAGGUGGCACCAUGAUUGUUGGUACGGUAAGAGCCAACCGUGUUGGUAUGCCGAAGGAUUUGGCAGCGCUAAAUCUAAGGACAGGAGAGAGUGCGUACCGACGGCAAGACAAACUGGUGGCCCUCCGUUGGCAGGAUAAAAAGUCUGUCAACCUGCUGACAACGGUGCACGACCCACGGAGAAGGGUGACAGUGAGAUCAAGGGCCCAGACCAAGGAGAAACCGCAGGUGAUCCAGGAUUACACUCUCAACAUGAGGGGUGUAGACCGCAGCGACCAACUCAUGGCCUAUAUGCCCUUCCAUCGCCGCACCAUGAAAUGGUGGAAAAAACUGUUUGGGCAUCUGUUUACCCUCAUGAUGGUGCAGGCAUCCAUCCUGUACAACAGGAAACAGACGUCAACAGGUGGGAAGCCUCUGCCAAUUUCCAAGUUUAUCCAGAAGCUUGGACAGGGCAUGGCGGAGGAAUUCUUGGGCUGGCAAGAAGGAGAUUCCGAGGACCCAGCUCCCACACAGCUUGACCGCCUUCACUCACGUUGCUUCCCGGACUACAUUCCUUCAACUGAGAAGAAGAAACGUCCCACCCGGAGUUGCAAGGUGUGCUAUGAGAAGGCGAAGCAACCGGGCUCCACAAUGAAGCGGAAAGAAACGUCGUUCUGGUGCCCAUACCACAAAGUACCCCUGUGUGUGGUCCCCUGCUUUCAGGACUUCCACACAAAGAAGGAGUACUGUAACUAA